AUGAUAGAGGCUGAUGAGAGCGGCUGGAAGCCGACUGAUCGUGUGACACGCGGGAUUGUAGUGAAGUCGUACCUUCCUCUGAAGAGACAUCCCGAGCUGCGGACUCACGAUGACCAUUUCUUCAAUCUGUAUGUGGGAGAUGAAGUUUACGUUUUCGAAGAGUCGAAGGAUAGGAAAUGGUUUCGUGGUUACCUUUGCUGGACCCCAUUGCCCGAGGCAUAUGUGUCUGGUAUGGUUUCUGUGGAUGAUCAAUUCCCACAUUUAAGAAACAGACUUGUGGUGAUCCCCAGAAAAUUCGUGCACUUAAAUUUAAACCGUCAUGUGGUCGAGAACCCAUUUGUGAGGUUGCCUGCACUUGCUGAUUUCCAUUCUGUGAUCAGCGAAAGCUGUACUUCGCCAUCACUCUACGAUAGUCUGGCCAUGGGAGAGGAUUCAAACGAGACACAGGCGGUUACUACGUCCAAACCACCAAGACCUUCGUUUCCGUACUAUAGGUAUGAGGAUAGGCCAUUUGCCGAGGAGCUUGCACCUAUCCUUGGGCUGUUGUCUUCACAUAUUUAUGGAGUUUAUUCUUCAGGCGAUUUUGCCCUGUUUGAAAAAUUGACCAACGCAUUUUAUGAAUUAGAUGCUAUCCGCUCCAGGCUUCAGUUCAGCCUUUUGACUUCAUAUGAGCUGAUCAAAGUGCGCAGAUUGGCUAGCGCACUUUUGGCCAGCAUAGGUAAAUUGAUUGCAUCCAAGCACAAAAGUUUUGCUGGAGCAACGUCGUUCAAUCAGGUCACGGAGGAUCCUUCGGGUGCUGAAGGUAUAUUCGGCCGGAAUGUCGAGACGGGGGAACUAUUGUCAUACGAAGAGGAUAAUUUACAGUCACUAGUGCUCAACUCUAUGCUGCAUGGGCUAUUGAAGGAUUUCCCUGCCGCCAGCUGUAAUCUGCUUCGAAGUAAACCAUCGGCUAACGACCUUUUCGAACCGACCGAGUCACACAUCCUGGUCGAUGUUAAUGAUGUCAAGAGUGAUGCAAGUAUAGGAAACCCAAUGCUUAAUAACAUCAGUGCCUCUAUGUAUCUUUGCUCGAAAAACGAGAGACUCACCGAACCUUUCACAGUGAAUAUGGAUUCUGAUCAAAUCAGCUCGUUGAAUAGCAUCUCAGCAGCUCUUUUCAAGAACAUCCCUGCAGGACAGAUUAAAAGAUGCAACACUUAUUUGGCUGUCGUGUUAACCGAAAAAGUUCCUGUCACUGUUGGCAGUAUCCAAUCAGAGUAUACAUCUCCUCCGGAUUCACCCUUCCAACCUUUUGAGAAAACCAAAGAAGGAAGAAUUAGUUCAAUAAGGCGUGGGAUUGCUGCAGGGGCAGUUGAUAUUACUAGAGUUUUUGCACGUUACAACGAAUCUAAUACAGACCUUUCUCAAGCUUUCAAAUUCAAAGUUCACCUGUUUGGGUCUUAUUUGAGCAAAACGGCUAGCAUGCAGAGUAAAUCUGGAGCAGACAUUUGGGAUAACGAAAGUGUGGGAUGGGGUGAAUUGAUUGAUAGGAUUUUAACCAAUUCCCAUAAGGGAGUGGCGAUCAAUCCGAGAGCUACUUCUUUGGAAGUCAACAUCAAGGAAAUAAGGUCGUCGGAUGCGGGCAAUUCGGUGCAGACCUCUGUCGGUGCAAUUAAAUCUGUGCCAACUUAUUUCUACGAUAUACUCUCAGGAAGCUCGGAAAGAAUAUAUCUCUCGUUGGGGAAAGUCUCCCUGCUGGGUAAUCUACAAACAAAUGUCGAAAGUAUCACAAUAAAACUUUCGUGUAGCAACGAUCGAAUCAGAUUCAGCAGCAGCGCUAAUGAAAAUCUUCAGAACACAUGGAAAAUGGUUUCCGUACGGCCAGGCGAAUCAAUUGGCGAUACUAUAAGAAUAAACGGUCUGAAACAUAUGAGGGAGAAUGAGACUAUCAAUGUUGCAGCAUAUUUGAAUGGGUUCCUAAUGGGCAAGCUUACUUUUUACAUCAGGAAGGGAGGCCAAAUCAUGAGUUUCAAGAAGUACACAAAUGUUCAGCUCUUAAACUCGGUGAAAGAGCCUCUUGUGAAUCUCGAACUAGCCACAGAAUACGUUGGGAAGAAGUAUAACUUGGAUUCCGUCCUUAAAGAAUUCCUUGAACUUCCCUAUACAGAUAGCAGUGCCUGGGAUGCAAUGUCCACCAAGCACUGUAUAGGUAUAUUGAUAGGAUUGACCAAAGUCAGUGUCGAUCAAUUGCAGAAGUUUUUUCGCGAGCUUUUAUUAACCUAUUUGCAUUGUUUUGACAUUUUCGAAAAUAAGCAUCCAGAUAGAUUUUCAGAUGAAAUACGCCGGCAGUUAUUUGUUACCUUCGUGGAUUCCAUCGACAAGCUGAUGGCCCGAAGCGACCGGCUGAGACGCUCAUUCAAUGUUUUUUACGAAGAGUCUUCAAGAAGCUUGAAAGAACUGCCUCAUGUUGGAUCAAUCAUUUUGCAGCAUAUGAGCGAUCUAUUUGGCAAUUGCUCUAAAGAGUGGGGUAAAGUUGGAGGCGCAGUGUCGCGAACCAGUUUGUACUUGAUCAUGAUAUCCGUUAUAUCUUCAAAAGGAUCACCAGACGAAUGGAGACUUUCUUUCCAGUUAUUCUUCAGCCAAGUGUGCCAGUUUCUUGCAAGUACAUCUGAGCCAGUAGCUAAAGACCAGAUAUUGGUGUUACAGACCUACGAUAUGUGGCUGGGGGCCAUAAACAGGCUUUACGACUCUGAGAUGUUGGUUCAAUUUUCCUUAGGACUGCUUCAAAGUUGCCGCAAUAAGGAGGAAAAUCGAGAAUAUGCGACAAAAGGUUUAUCGCCAAUGGACGCACGAUAUUUGAAUACGAAGUUGUCAUUACUUCGUAGGAUUCUUGCGCAUAAAGACUUACAUGAUUAUCUGUUUGAUUUCGGAGAGAGUAAAAUGGUUAGACUAGCCUUUUUGUCUAAAUGUAUCGACUGGGCAUUGCUACCAUAUACCUAUACUCCGUUACACAUCUCCUCCAUUCGGUUAGGCAAUGGCGUACUUAUCUCUCUCAUUGAGAAUGCUAAGGACCGGAAGCUAAGAAGGAACCUUAUCCGGCUCUUGCCCACACUCUGCAGAGCGUUCAUCUUGACAAGAAAGUAUUGUAAAGAAAACAAUCUGUUCAAGCCCAAAAUUACGUUCACUGAAUUAUUUCCCCGCAGCAUUCCCUGUUCGAUCUACCCGAUGGAUUCUUUGAUUCGCUCGGAAGUGCUCGUUGAAGUGCUGGUAGAAUUGAUCACCAUCAUUUGUGAGCUUACCAAAGCAGGCGAAGCAAUAUACGGUGCACGGGAUAUUUCAUUCGUUGAUAUUCUUUCCGAGUGCGAAGGUGACAAAGAGUUUCACACCGAUUUCUGCUUGAAGCAAAUAACGAAUAAUCACGUCACCACCUUAUAUCAUAUGGUUAAGAUUGUGGCCAGGGGGCAAUUUUUCCCAGCGAACAAAUGGCUUGGUGUAUCUGCGAUGUUCAACAGGAGCUUUAUGACUUUAGUGCGGAUGUACCGAGAUUAUAUGAUACAACAAAAUCUACCGAAUGGCAGCGGAGAACUUGAUAUCAAGUUAUGGACCGCUUACCUGAAAGCGAUUUUCACCCUAGCUAAUAACAAGCUGACUUACCUGAUAAAACUUGGCAUCAUUGCGAGGAAAGGGGUGUACCGCAUCAUGGGAAACGUGAAAGAGCGGGCGGCCGACCUUCUCAACAGCAGUUGGGAUGCACUUGCAUGUCAAAAGUAUGAAGUGGAUUGCGGGACGAGGUUUGGUAUCGAGAAAAUUGGCCCAUACCAAAUGCAGAUCCUUGAAGACAAUGUAGGUUUGAUGCAAGAAAUUUUCCUUUUUGCUUUCCACAGGCACAUUGAGUGCAUCAAGGUCAGCUGCAGACUAUUAUGGUGCUCGGCUAUUACGUGCUGGUCGACGUAUGGAAACUUGCAGCCUUUACUCAAUAUAGCCAUUCCCGAGCUUUACAAUGCAUAUCAGACAGGGAGGCUCUAUCUGACGGAUUAUGAUUUACAAAGAUUCAAGAUUUGUACCUUGUACACAGUCCAUAUUGCAAGGGAUGAUCCCAUUUAUCAACUCGUCCUUGCCCUUAUGGAAGAGCUUUUCGCAUUUCUACACACUGUUGCAAAUGCGUAUAAGAUAUCUGACCAAGAGGAAUUUGAUGAUGAUAGAACAGCUGUACAUAUGGAAAUGUUCACGUAUCUAUUGAAUGCCGAUAGACCUGAACUAUUUCACAAGAUGAUCUACGAUCUGUUUAUUCAUUUCUUGAGGAAGAAAGAUCACGUUCAAGCGGCUUUAUCCUUGGAACUCUUGGCGAAUACCUAUGACUGGAAUACGAACAACGCCUUAGCCUCAAUUAGUUAUCCACCCCUUCCUGAACAAUCUUCUUUUGAAAGAAAGGAGUACCUUUACAAAGAAUCUGCGAAAAACUUUGCCAAAGGUUUGAAGCUAGAAAAAGCACUGUCGAUCUAUAAGGAUUUAAUUGCUGCAUAUGACCAGAUCAACUACGAUUUGAGUGGUCUGGCAUAUGUUUAUGGUGAAAUGUCCAACAUUUACACAAGCCUCCAGACAGUUGAUAGGCUCGUCCCCACAUACUUCAAAGUUUCAUUUACAGGUCUGGGAUUCCCAAGCUCUUUGAGGAACAAGAGGUUUAUCUUUGAGGGUUUGCCCUUUGAGCACAUAACGUCAAUGCACGAUAGGCUACUAAGAGUUUACCAUGGGACGACAAUUGUUCAAUCACAAGAGCGUAUGGAUGAGUUGUUCAUAAACUCUUCAGUUGGAAGAUUCAUUCAUGUUAGCAGCGUGGAGCCCCAGUUCGAGCUAUCAGAGCAUUUCCAGAGGAAUGCAGACAAGAAUCAUUUCCUGAAUAACAAAACCUGGAUGUACAUUGAAAACAGAAAUUUGAGGACAUUUAGCAAUUCAAGGAGAUUACCUGGUGCCACGGGUGUAACUGAUUUAUGGGUCAACGAAAUGACGUAUCGUACCACGUCCACUUUCCCUACUUUAAUGAACCGGUCAGAAAUCAUAGAGGUCACUCAGCGUAAACUUUCACCUUUACAGAAUGCGUUGAGGUCGUUGCGGAUCAAGGUUCAAGAAUUGAACGGACUGGAGAACAUGUGCUGGAAAGUAAUCAAAGAGCACGGUGACCGCUCCGAAAUCUUCGGCGAACUAUCGAGGAAUAUGACGGGCACCAUCGAUGCUCCCGUUAACGGUGGAAUAACGCAAUACAGAGAGUUUUUGAACCCCGAUAUGGCUUCAGAUUUUGAAGACGGAGAUUUGCAAACCCUGACAGCAGCAUUUGCAGACCUGGCAACGAUCCUAGCCAGAUGUCUAAUACUACAUCGCGAACUUCUUCCUUCGGAAAAACUCAAAGAGUCUCACAACAUGCUCAUCGUCUUAUUCAAGAAGAAUUUUGAACUUGAAAUCAUAGAGAACAAUAUCAGUCUAGAAGGUGUCAACAGCUCUGCUCCAAUAAGGUUCGGCUCUUUCUUACACGGCAAUCCAAUGCAUUCAUCAAGAAAUCAACUGCAAUUAACCUUGCAACAAAGUUUCAACAGACUCAACGAAACCCAAGCGGCAUCGGUAGACUCCCGAGAGUCCUCCCAUUCCAGAACAGAUACCAUGGACACUACUCCUGCUAAGGCCAGCCCCAGCCGUCAUGGAUUAUUCCCAACAGAGAGUGGCACAAGCAUCGGAACCAGGGCCACCUCCAAAAACUCCUUCAAAUUCACACUGUCGGGCAUUACUAGCAGAUCCAACAAUCAAUAA
Torulaspora delbrueckii is the source of this 5778-nucleotide messenger RNA. RefSeq names its product guanine nucleotide exchange factor DCK1 (gene DCK1). Gene Ontology annotation, cellular component: plasma membrane; cytoplasm. NCBI's taxonomy places the organism in Eukaryota, Fungi, Ascomycota, Saccharomycetes, Saccharomycetales, Saccharomycetaceae. The record is from RefSeq and is a predicted model, not a curated record. Gene Ontology annotation, biological process: small GTPase-mediated signal transduction. Gene Ontology annotation, molecular function: small GTPase binding; guanyl-nucleotide exchange factor activity. The transcript has a single exon. Bases 1 to 5778 code for a protein of 1925 amino acids.